Messenger RNA from Fopius arisanus, 522 nucleotides. RefSeq lists its product as uncharacterized. The record is from RefSeq and is a predicted model, not a curated record. NCBI's taxonomy places the organism in Eukaryota, Metazoa, Arthropoda, Insecta, Hymenoptera, Braconidae. The transcript has 3 exons. Bases 175 to 522 code for a protein of 115 amino acids.
CGUAGACCAGUGGCAAAGAAAUACAUCAACAAUCAGACUGUUGUACUACAUGCCUGGCAUCUUUACAGGAGCGGUGCCUUGACUUUGCCUCGUUUUUUAUCCUGUGCAAACCACUUUUUAUUAGUUUUCAAUAAUAAGAUUCUUUUCCAAACAGAGGAGCAAGUCAAUUCGUUCAUGAUCACAACAGGGCACAAUAUUGAUGAGCCAGUGAUGGGCCUCAAUAUUGAGGAGAUCAGAAUCGAAGGUGCCGUAUUGGACGAUUUGUGGAUCCCUCCGAUUAUCCGAGAAUUUGCUCAAGGGGAGGACAUCACAAUUGAUGUUUUGGAAAAUAUCGACCAAUCCAGAUGCCGAUAUUGUGGCCAUUCCAUUGUGGACAUGAUAUCGCUCCCAUGUAGGCACUGGUUCGCAUGUCAGAAUUGCGUCCAGCGAUGCGUGAAUGCGGCAGAAACCCAUCAACUGAACUUAAUUUGCCACACCUGCGAAACACAAAUUGUUGUAAUUAAAAUGAUGCAGAUAUCAUAA